Molecule: messenger RNA, 3042 nt
Organism: Melanotaenia boesemani (Boeseman's rainbowfish)
Lineage: Eukaryota; Metazoa; Chordata; Actinopteri; Atheriniformes; Melanotaeniidae
Exons: 4
Coding region: 179-772 (197 amino acids)
Source: RefSeq, a predicted model, not a curated record
UGUAGAUGCAGUUUUUACAAUUUUUUGUUUUCGUUUGCUUUUUAUGCGAGUGAGCCAUUGAAGCUCUGAAUUACAGAUGCUCGAUUAAAAUUUUCAACGUUUGAAAGCUGAAUCGGGUCGUUUUGCUCCUCUUUCUGCUCCGUUUGUGUCCGACUGGAGGAGGGCGGCUCAAUGAAAAAUGACUUUUUGGAGAGUUGGUCUCCUCCUGAUGUUGACUGUGGCUCUGAGUCCUGUAGUGGGUCACCAAACUCAUGACAUCCAUGAAGAGGAGCACAGAAACAUCACGCUGACAUGUCUGUUCCCUGUUGGUACUGACAUGCCUCCUGAUUCACUGCAAAUAGGCCUGAAGAAGGAGAAAACCCUGAGGAAUAUUUAUCUGUAUGACAGCAGACUUGAAGCUGAGCCGUAUACAGAUGAAUUCUACAAAGGACGACUGCACUGUGAUCCAUCGUUCAUCAGGAAUGAACCAAUCAAAUGUCUCCUGACUGAUCUGAGGUUCAACGAUGCUGGAACAUAUCGGUUUGUUGUUGUUGCUGAUGGAAAAAGAAACAGCGAAACAUUUAACCUUGUAGUUACAGCAUCCAGGGAUGAAACACCAGAGGAGAUUUCUCAGCCAGGGAUUCGGGGAAGAUUCGGGCUCUGUGUGGCUCUUGGGAUGUUUCUUGGGAUGUUUGUGGCUGCACUUGUAGUUCGAUAUGUGAUGUCAAGCAGAAAAAAGAGCAGAUUAACAAAUGAUAAACUCCUUGAAAAGAAAAAUGGCUCGAUCGUUUAGACUUCCAGUUUCUAUAGAUAAAGAAAACUAGUUUUCUUUUUAAGGUUUUCUUAAGGUUGUCAGUUUACUUAAAUAACCUCUGACUACUUACUAAUUUAGCUCUUUCUGGUAUUAGGAUACUUGUUAUUGCAAUAUAAGUCUCCUAACCAGGAACCAGACCAGGUUCUAAGUUGAGUCUUUUUAUGUUUAUAUUUUUAAGCAAAAAGCUCAUUAUGGUCCUUUACCGUCACAUGUUUCUGACAUUCUCACCAGAUGCCUCAGUUACGAGUCUGUAGGUUUAAGGUUGUCAGACAUGAUGAUAAAGAGCUGUGUAAUGUUGGAAGGAUGAGGUUUUACCUAUAGUAUUCAUAUGGUAAAACUUACAUCUCUCUAAUAAUUUAGCUCUUUCUGAUACUAGGAUACUUUGUGUAUUUGGUACAGCAACAAAGAUCUCCUAACCAGGAAUCUGACCAGGUGCUAAGCUGAGUCUUUGUAUUUACAAAGCCACAAAGCUCAUUAUGGUCCUUUACCGUCACGUUAAUCUGACAUACUUUUGUCAGACAUGAUGAUAACUCAGGCUUUAUCUCCAGGAUCAGUGCUUGUAGGUAAAAAGAUGCAGGAAUAUGACUUUUAUAAGUCUCUUAGGAACAUGAUGACAUCAGUUGAUGACAUGUUCCAAGAUCUUUCUGCAUUGGGUCUUUACCUCCUCAGCACCUUGUUCCCAGGAGAUCAGAGCAUGAAGAAUGGCUCUUGAAGAGGUGAAAAGUGUUUUCUAAUAAUAAUAAUAAUGAAUUUAUCACUGAUGCACUUUGUUUUGAGAACGUUCUUGUUCUCAAAGUUAUCAAACUGAAAGAUUUUAUUGCACAUUGAAAUCUUUUUGUUUACCUUUACCUCUGAUGAGUCAAAAAUGUUAAAAACUGUUGUUUUGUCAAACCCAGUUUUAUAAAUCUGACCUGCACACAUUGUUAAUUAUCAGUGUUUGCUGGAAAAAGCUGCAUAACCUUCAUUAUGAGGUUAAACUGUGGCUUAUGUUUACAUACCUUCAUGUUAAUAUGAUAGGUAUGUUUGUUUAGUUUUUUACUUCAAAUGUGAAGUAAUUUACGUUAACAUGGUCAGAAAUUGCUGAUCACUUUUUAUAGUGUUCUCAUCUGACUGAAGUGUUAAUCAAAGAAAUUGUGGGUCAUUCUAUGAAACGGUGUCAUUUGAGUCCACAACAUUUGAUGAGAUUAAAAAUCCAUAAAAAUGUGUCCAACUGUAUUUCCAAAGUUUCAAGCUGUUAAGAUGUUUGUUCUUAAUCACUUAAUAAGAGACAAUGUUAUUUUAAAAGAAAAAUAUACAAUUUUUCAUCAUUUUUAAUUAGUACAUGACCAUUUUUACCACGUCCGCAAUGACCAGCAAGGACUUUACAUGUAACAUAUCAACAAAAAGGGAAGGGAUGGUAUUUAUGAAAUAUAUACACCUGUGAAGUUGUUAUAAAUUUGAAUUAUGUUGUAAAUUAAUUUCUAAAAAAGGACACUUUACUAGUAGGAAAACACAAGAUUUUUAGAAAUGAUUUCAUGUAUUUUUGGUCAUUGUGUGCAUAUUGUCCGUGACGGGGUGGUACAAGAAUGACUCUGUCUGAAUAAGUAUAGGUAAUAUAAAUAUUACAGGUAAUACUAACAUAAUUUAUACCUGAGGUAGGAAAACUUGUUUUUUAGGUUUAAUCUAUCUUUUAUAUUGUGGAUUUAAAUAAUAGUUUUUGCCCCUGAUGAAAAUUUUUAAAUAACAAAGUGGAAAUGCUCCCGUUUCAUAGAAUGACUCUUUGACUCUUACACAUAUUUUUUUGUGUAAUUGUAGAAAUGAAUCAGCUACAGUUUGAACCAACUCGUGUGCAUGUUUGCCACUGAGUACAAAUGGGUCUAACUGUGUUGUUAAUCUUUGUUAUGACACCAGAGUUUGUGAAAAAGUUUGUUUACAACUUCUUCAAGCUGCAGCAAAUGAGGAAUUAAAAGAGCUGCGUAAUGUUGAAAAAAUCCCAACAGGGGUGCAUCUUUUUGCACUGAAUAUGAAAUAUAUUAUAAAUAUGGCACUAAAGCAUGAAGUCUUCUCCGUUCAUUUAGUUUUCUCAGUUUUAGCUGAACUAAGCUUGUAGAACGAUGCAAAACUAUGAACUAUGUAACUUUCUAACUUGCUUUUAAUCAUUUUAAUGUAAUUUAUGAUUUUAUUGUGAUCCAGAUUCUUGCUAUUUGUUGGUGUCUUUUACUAUUUCUUAAUGUCUGUAAUGCUUUUGUUUUAAUGUAAAGCACUUUGAA